AUGAGCACCACCCCCACCCCUCCAGACCCCUCCUCCCUGCACCUCUACUCCCUCCCCAACGAGGUUUUCGUCCAAAUCCUCACCCCAUUCUCCACACGCGCCCUCCUCCCCCUAACCACCAUCUCGCAUCGCUUCCACGCCCUCGUCCUCCGCAUCCUCCACUAUCGCCUCCUCAUAUCUGCCUCGCUGCACGAAUAUAAACUCAUUCUCGAAUGUUUCCACCCCAGCUCUAAGCUCAUCGAACCACAUGUCUUCUGCCAGUACCUUGGCACCGACGGGCUCAGCGGUCGACACGAGGGCGCGGGGUCGUUGUACGAGAAUGUUGAUCCCGCGCAACGCCUGGGACGGUUGACGGCGCUGUAUUCGCGGUUUCGGCCGGAGAGGGCCAUCGAGGAGAGGUUGAGUGGCAUGGGGUUAGUUAUUUCGGAUCCCGAGAUCCAAGAAAACCAAGACCAUUUGACCGUCACGCGACCCGUCAAUCUCGAAGCUUUCGAGGAGUUUUCGCAGCUCUGUGUUGUCGUGAAUGUCGUCAAGGUUAUGCCGGGGACGCAUCUUCUUCUGAGCGCAAAUACGGUCGAGGACGGAGUUGUCCGGUUGUUUCGAGAGUGGAUGAAGGAGCAGGAACGGACUUGCAGUCUUUCUCGGAACGCAGAUGACGACGAGGAAAGGGAUGAGUUCGAACCUAAUGCCGCUGGCGCUAGCGAUCUGUCUCAGUCCCAAGCGCCCAUGUUGUGGGUCGACCAGGGCAAGAAUGUCGGUCUGAAGGUGCGGGUGCGGAAGAAGCAGUAUCUCAAUGCUGGGUUUCCGUUGCUGAUCCAUCGGGAUGAGGAGGUGUUGACGAGUUACGAGGUGGAUAUUGAAGAAUUGCAUAUUCGGACGACGCGGUUGCUGCUGACUAUGGAGCAGUCGUUGGAAGAGCAGCAGAAUUACAGUAAAGCGGUGAUUUUUACUAGGGGGGUCGGAUGA
This is a messenger RNA of Aspergillus affinis, 966 nucleotides long. Its product is annotated as F-box protein. Lineage: Eukaryota; Fungi; Ascomycota; Eurotiomycetes; Eurotiales; Aspergillaceae. Gene Ontology annotation, molecular function: protein binding. The record is from RefSeq and is a predicted model, not a curated record. The transcript is spliced from 4 exons. Bases 1 to 966 code for a protein of 321 amino acids.